GUUUGUUCGUUAUAUUGGAACUGUUCACGUGUUAUCUCACCGCGAAAGCCUCCCUUUCCUUGAGUUGAGUUUCACCUGACACUUGAUCACAAUUGACGAGUGAAAAGAUAAUACAGAGAGAUGGUGAAUAGCAACAGCAUCGUCUUCUCAAUCACUACUGCUAAUCGUUGCUGUUGUUACUCCUCUAACACUGCUGCUCUUAUUCAUUACUCAUCAUCUUUCAAGCUUCAUAAUCAGUUGCGAAUUAGUUUUGGAUUUUCUUCACAAUUAGGUCCCUUCACUUCUACAACUUCAACAACAUGGCAUCAUGCUAUAUCAUCAGAUUCUCAGGGUGAAACAUCUGCAUCAGCUGGUGGAUACUGGGACAACCUUGGAUAUAAUCCUGUGCCAACUGACUUCAUGUAUACUAUGAAAUGUUUGGAAGGUGAGGAUUUUUCAGAUGGUGGCUUGCAGCCUUUUGGGAGCAUUCAGUUGAUACCAUCAGCUUGUAUCUUGAACUAUGGGCAGGCAAUAAUUGAAGACUUGAGAGCAUACAAGAAACAAGAUGAUUCUAUCUUGUUAUUCCGUCCUGAGGAACAUGGAUUACGGAUGACAGUAGGUGCUAAUCGUCUGUGUAUGCCAGCACCAACUAUUCAGCAGUUUGUGGAAGCUGUAAAAGUUAUUGUGUCGGCAAAUAGGCGUUGGAUUCCGCCUCCUGAUAAAGGCUUUUUACACAUUCGAGCACUACUUAUGGGGACUGGAGCUGUUCUCAGUGUUACACCAGCUCCUGAAUUCACCUUUUUUAUUUAUGUUACUCCUGUUGGGAAGUGUUUUGAGGAGAGUUUAAAACCGAUUAAUUUGGUGGUGGAAAAUGAAGUUCAACGUGCAACUUGUGGUGGGGUUGGAGGUGUAAACGCUAUAAGCAACUAUGCUGUGGUUUUGAAGGCUCAGGCGGCAGCUAUAGCAAAUGAUUUCUCUGAUGUUCUGUUUCUUGACUCUGUUCACAAUAGAUAUCUGGAAGAGGUUUCCACUGCUAAUAUUUUUGUUGUGAAGGUAUGAUUGAA
Molecule: messenger RNA, 1043 nt
Organism: Pistacia vera
Lineage: Eukaryota; Viridiplantae; Streptophyta; Magnoliopsida; Sapindales; Anacardiaceae
Product: branched-chain amino acid aminotransferase 2, chloroplastic-like
Exons: 7
Coding region: 121-1038 (305 amino acids)
Biological process (GO): branched-chain amino acid metabolic process
Cellular component (GO): chloroplast
Molecular function (GO): branched-chain-amino-acid:2-oxoglutarate transaminase activity
Source: RefSeq, a predicted model, not a curated record